Messenger RNA from Myripristis murdjan (pinecone soldierfish), 1646 nucleotides. It is a transcript of the gene arl6ip5a, whose product is annotated as ADP-ribosylation factor-like 6 interacting protein 5a. The coding region runs from base 64 to 636 and encodes 190 amino acids. Lineage: Eukaryota; Metazoa; Chordata; Actinopteri; Holocentriformes; Holocentridae. Gene Ontology annotation, biological process: negative regulation of transport. The transcript has 3 exons. Gene Ontology annotation, cellular component: membrane. The record is from RefSeq and is a predicted model, not a curated record.
CUGGUUGUGAUCUUCCGCUUCCUCGCUGCUGUCAGAUUAUUUGGGAAACUGGACGGCACGCAAAUGGCCAAAGUGGAGCUGACGCCGGUCAGACCUUGGGACGAUUUCUUCCCCGGUGCGGAGAGAUUCGCCAAACCAGAUGUGCGAGAUCUAGCAAAAUGGAACAACCGGGUCGUCAGCAACCUGCUGUAUUAUCAAACAAACUACCUGGCUCUGGCCAUCGUCGUUUUCCUAAUAGUUGGGUUCCUGAACCCUCUGGGGAUGUUCACAGCGAUGGCCGUGGUGUCGGGAGUCUUCCUGGCUUCAGUGUGGGCCGGCGAGAAUAAAGCUGCGAUUAACAACUUCAAGAGGCAGAACCCCGCGGCGUUCGUCUUCGCUGUCAUGGUAGCCAGCUACAUGCUGAUGUCUCUGCUGGGAAGUGUCAUGGUCUUCAUGACUGCAAUCACUCUUCCUCUAGCUUUGAUUUUUGCACACGCUUCGUUUCGCCUCCGCAACAUGAAGAACAAACUGGAGAACAAGAUGGAAGGUGCCGGACUGAAGAGGUCACCCAUGGGCAUUUUGUUGGAGGCGCUGGGUCAGCAGGAAGAGAACUUGCAGAAGAUCCAGACCUUCCUGGAAGGAAAAUUAAAGGAGUGAUGUUUGCUGUAACGGAAAGAUCCACGCACACAUGCACAUCUCUCUGUCUUUUCACCGUAUGUCCUUGACUUUUGAUAUUUUAGGUGUAACAGACCUCCUUGACUGAUGAGCAUCAAUAACUGUAGUUCACUGCAAUCUACCUGACGAUGUAAAACAUGUAUUGUACCUACAGUGUUGUCACGUGUGUAUGUGUGUUGAAGGAACAGGAAAUGACAGGUUGAUAAUCCAAAGGGCUUUACCUUUACCUCAGGAUAUUUGUUACUCCGCCUAGAACUUGUCCGGGCACUUUUUUUUUCAGAAAGCGAUGCCUGAUCACUGCUAUGCAAGCCGUCGGUGUUCCUGUGCAAUGUAACUGGAGAAGCCCUCUUGCGUGAAAUGGCUCACUGACAACCUGUUUGCACUUUUUACGACUAUUUGUAGUGACCUGAAAAUAUGAAGCACAACCUCAACUCAGAAGAUGAAGGUCAGUUCAUGUAAAACAGAGGUGCACAACAAAAAUCAGUGCUGCAUGAAAGAAUGAGUAAUUUUCCUCCCGUUAAAGCAGCUCUCAGCAUUAAAAUGUUUUGUAUGAUUACCCUGGAAUGUAUUGAAACACACACCGACAACGUAAUGUGAAAAUGAUGUCUUUCUGGAAAGUAGGGUUACUUGAUAUUCCAAACAAAUGAAACUAAGCGCAGGCCUGCUUGUGUUUAUUCAAAUUAGCUGGGUUCAACAAAAAAAACGAAGGUGUUUAAUCUGUGUUUAAUCAGUCUCAGAAACAGCCGUCAGUCUUGGCAGCCCGUGCUGAACUGAAGUUGUGAAACCAAUGUGAGUUUUGUUUUCCACCAAGAUUAAAAAGUGCAAACUCAACAUGCAUCACUGCCAAGAUACUAUAAAGGCUGGGUUGUUUCCAGUUCGCCCUUUUGGAUAAUACGCUUCUCAUAAAAUGCAACCAUUUACUUAACUAUAUAAUUGAAAAGAAAGCAACUGACCUUUUGUAAAUGCAAAUAAAGAGACCCAAACAAAAGAAA